AUGAGGAUGCAAUUAAGCUGUCUGCUGCUCCUCGUGUCUGUCAUGGUUGCGUUUCUAUCAUGUGACUGCGAUGCUGGGACUACUCGAGAGGUCAGGGGAGCAGCGCUCUCCAAUGAUAAUAAGCUACUGCGGGAAGAAAGUAGUCCCGCUGUGGUUGCAGCUUCAUACAAUGAUGAAGAGCGGAUGGGGCUGAAGGAAGCAUUUCUGUGGUUCUGGAACGCUGUGAAGAUUAAAGCCAAGAUGAAGUUCUGGCUGUUCCGUGGUACAACGCCGGAAGAAGUUCUCGAAAAAUUAAAGGUGGCAAGCAACACUGACAAGAACUACAAGUACUACUCCAAAUACUUCUUCAAAUACUAUGUCAAGUAUCCUGGAAGGCAGCCACCGAAUCUAUCCACAAAAACUGCUGAUGGGAUCAUGCAAGCACGACUACAUGACUGGCUGGAGAAAAAACUCACCCCUCCGCAAGUCUUCAAGGAAAUGGGUUUUACGGGAACGUUUGCCUCGGCUAGUAAAGAUCCUCAGUUCAAGUACAUCACGCAGUAUUCCAAGAUGUGGAGCGAUCUCCAAGUUAGACUUACAAAGGAGGCUGAUGAACUGAUGAGGGCGCGACUGGACAGCUGGCUGGAGAAGAAGCUCACUCCGCCGCAAGUUUUCAAUAAGCUGGGCUUAACGGGGACGUUUGAGUCUGCGCGUGAGCAUCCAGAUUACAAGUACUUUGAGCAAUAUUCCAAGAUGUGGAGUAAUCUCCAAGUGAGACUUUCGCAGGCAAGUGCGCCUGCGAAGAGUGCUGAAGAUUUAAUGAUCGAGAAACUGUACUACUGGCUGAAGAAGGAACUCAGUCCACCACAAGUUUUUAAGGAAUUGGGACUCACGGGGACGUUUGCUUCGGCUCGCGGGGAACCUAAUCACAAGUACUUUGAGCUAUAUUGUAGAAUGUGGAGUGCUGCUCAAGGAGGGUAG
Molecule: messenger RNA, 960 nt
Organism: Phytophthora nicotianae INRA-310
Lineage: Eukaryota; Oomycota; Peronosporomycetes; Peronosporales; Peronosporaceae
Exons: 1
Coding region: 1-960 (319 amino acids)
Source: RefSeq, a predicted model, not a curated record